Cladocopium goreaui is the source of this 1833-nucleotide messenger RNA. Lineage: Eukaryota; Dinophyceae; Suessiales; Symbiodiniaceae. The record is from the annotation of a GenBank genome assembly.
AUGUCGAGUCAGAACCCGCGGGCGCCCAGUCCGAGCACGGCGCGUGUGGAGUCCACGAAAUCGCUUCAAAGUCGCCAGAGGGGUCAGACCGAAGAGGGCCAGAGGAACUCCAGGGUCUCCUUUGAUACCACCUCCUUGAUGUCUGAGCGCGUCGAUGCUGAAAUCUCCAAGAGGUCAUUUCGGGAGCGCGGGAGCAGGUAUGAUAUUGACAUGCGCGAAAUUGGCAUCGGUGGCUAUGGCAAGGCUGGCUUCCGCUGGAAGGCAGUCUUCUUGGCCAAAGAUCGGAUGUUCAAAGAUCGGGAAGUCGCAAUCAAGAAGGUGGUGAAGAUUGACGAAGAAAAAGACUCGGCCUUCAAAAAGGAGGUGAUCAUCAUGAAGCGCCUGGAUCAUCCCAACAUCUGUCGUUUGUUUGAGACCUAUGAGCAGGGACGAGUGAUGUACUUCGUCAUCGAAUUUUGCGAAGGUGGCGAUCUCUUCGAUAGGUAUUCCAACUAUGGGAAGUUGCCAGAGACCAUGAUGGCUCCCAUCAUCAAGCAGGUGGCCAGUGCCUUGAAGUACGCGCACUCCAAAGGCAUCGCACAUCGCGAUUUGAAGCUUGAAAACAUUUGCUUCUGUGAGAAGUCGCCAAGCAGCACCCACGUCAAGGUCAUCGACUGGGGCCUCGCCGGGAGCUUCGAGCAGGGCCGCAUGAAGUCCUCGGUGGGGACCUCCACGUACUCUGCGCCCGAGGUGUUGGACCCCGAAGAUGACGAUGAUGGCUACACCUGCGCCUGCGACUUGUGGAGUUUGGGCGUGGUGGCUUAUGUGGCCUUGUCGGGCAAACCGCCCUUCUGGGGCAGCCCCAAGCAACAAGUGGCGCGCAUGCGUGCGGAGAAGUACCCGCUGAGCGGGGAGUUCUGGGAUACCGUGUCCAGCGACGCCAAGGAUUUGAUUCAUCAACUCCUGAAGACGGAUGUACAGGUGCGUCUCUCUGCCGAUCAAGUCAUUAGUCAUCCCUGGCUGAAGACGAGCCCCGCUUCGCCGGCCGAAACACCGCUCCUUGCACAGGUGCUCAGCAAUUUGGAGCAGUUCAGCCGGGCGCCAGACUUCUUCACCUUCUGCGUUGCCUCAGUGGCGCGUCAGUUGGACCACCGGAGUUUGGGAGGCAUUCGCGAUGCAUUCCUCAUGUUGGACAAGAACUGCGAUGGCAUCCUGACGCUGAACGAGAUCCGUGAAGGUUACGCCAAAGCGUUUCAUCCGGAUGACCCAGAAGCCGUGACUGAGGCAGAGGUGCAGGAGAUUUUCUCCUACCUGGAUCUGGAUGGCUCUGGCAGGAUCACCUAUACCGAGUUCUGCGCCGCAGGCCUGGGAGAAGAUGGCUUUGCCGACGAGCACGUGCUAUGGUCCGCCUUCAAAACCUUUGACAUCCACGAUGAUGGGAAGAUCUCCAAAGAGGAGCUGCGACAAGUGCUGCAGCGUGCCGAUAUCACGCAGGUAUGGACGGCGGGGGUCUGUGAAGAGGUCGCGGAGGAGGUGGUGCAGUUCUUCGGCAAUGGCUCCGAUAGCAUCAACUUCGAUGAGUGGCUUUCUUUAAUGCGCGAGUGCUCUGCAAGGCACAAUGAGGUAUCGCCGCGACGCUUCUCUCAGAGUUUGCAAUCCUUGCUUGGGGAGAACCAGUCGUCCUUCGUUUUAGAAGCGAAGAAUGCGGAUGUGUCUCCCGUGGAGGAAGAGAAACCUGAAGACCGGCCGGAGAUUAGUUUGCCUGUGGUCCACGCCAAAUCAGGCUACUUUGAUUCCGAGUGUUGCGGCAGUGGCUUACGGAGGCUGUAUCGCAGUCUCAGCGGCCGUCGCUGA